CACUGUCUCCAAGAUGGCGGCCGUGUCAGUUUGGGGCAUCUCCGCGGUCCGGCCCGGGGCCCCGGGAUCCCGGUUCUCUUCCCCCCCGGCAUAAGAUGCACAUUUUUCUGCUGGGAAGGAGAUGUUCUUGAGUUCUAACAACUUUAUGAAGAGACCCAUGUGUGGUGCUAUUGAGAAGUUCAUUGGGAAAUUUAAAGACAUUUCAAAUAACAGGUUGUUUUGGUUUCUAAAGUGAAAGUGAGGAGGCUCUCUGUUUUGUGAAAGGAGAAAGGACUCAGGCCAGAAAACUUGUAUGCUAUGGUUAACUGGUUCCCAGCCUCCGAGAAUGUUGUUUUCCAUGGUGUAAAACUUACUCAGCAUCAGGAUAAGGGAUAACGACUCUAUGGAUAUACAGAAUCCUUCACCAUGGUAAAACUCGCUAACCCGCUGUAUACGGAGUGGAUUUUGGAGGCCAUCAAAAAAGUGAAGAAGCAAAAACAGCGUCCUUCAGAAGAAAGGAUAUGCAAUGCAGUGUCUUCAUCCCAUGGCUUGGAUCGUAAAACUGUUUUAGAACAAUUGGAGUUGAGUGUUAAAGAUGGAACAAUUUUAAAAGUCUCCAAUAAAGGACUCAAUUCCUAUAAAGAUCCUGAUAAUCCUGGGCGAAUAGCACUUCCUAAACCCCGAAACCAUGGAAAAUUGGAUAAUAAACAAAAUGUAGAUUGGAAUAAACUGAUCAAGCGGGCAGUUGAGGGCUUGGCAGAGUCCAGUGGCUCAACUUUGAAAAGCAUUGAACGUUUUUUGAAAGGUCAGAAGGAUGUGUCUGCAUUAUUCGGAGGCAGUGCUGCCUCUGGCUUUCACCAGCAGUUACGAUUGGCUAUUAAACGAGCCGUUGGCCACGGCAGACUCCUUAAAGAUGGACCUCUUUAUCGGCUCAACACUAAAGCAACCAGUGUGGAUGGGAAAGAGAGUUGUGAGUCUCUUUCCUCUUUACCUCCAGUGUCACUCCUUCCACAUGAAAAGGAUAAGCCUGUUGCUGAACCAAUCCCCAUCUGUAGUUUCUGUCUUGGUACAAAAGAACAAAACCGAGAAAAGAAGCCGGAGGAACUCAUCUCCUGUGCUGACUGUGGCAACAGUGGUCAUCCAUCCUGUUUAAAGUUUUCCCCUGAACUAACGGUUAGAGUGAAGGCCUUACGGUGGCAGUGCAUUGAGUGUAAAACGUGCAGCUCCUGUCGAGAUCAAGGCAAAAAUGCAGAUAACAUGCUCUUUUGUGAUUCCUGUGACCGGGGUUUUCACAUGGAGUGUUGUGAUCCACCACUCACCCGGAUGCCAAAAGGCAUGUGGAUAUGUCAGAUAUGUCGACCUAGGAAAAAAGGACGGAAACUUCUACAGAAGAAGGCAGCACAGAUAAAGCGGCGCUAUGCUAACCCAAUAGGACGUCCGAAAAACAGGUUAAAGAAACAAAACACGGUAUCAAAAGGUCCUUUCAGCAAAGUUCGGACUGGUCCAGGAAGGGGCCGGAAACGUAAAAUCACCCUUUCCAGCCAAUCAGCAUCGUCAUCAGAAGAAGGGUAUUUAGAGCGAAUAGAUGGCUUGGACUUCUGCAGAGAUAGCAGUGUUCCCUUGAAGUUCAACAAGAAAACCAAAGGGCUCAUCGAUGGCCUUACCAAAUUCUUCACCCCUUCUCCCGAUGGGCGGAAACCUCGAGGGGAAGUGGUAGACUACUCUGAGCAAUAUAGAAUCAGGAAAAAGGGCAACAGAAAAUCGAGCACUUCAGAUUGGCCCACAGACAAUCAGGAUGGCUGGGAUGGCAAACAAGAAAGUGAGGAACGGCUUUUUGGGAGCCAGGAAAUCAUGACUGAGAAAGAUAUGGAAUUAUUUCGUGAUAUCCAAGAACAAGCACUGCAGAAAGUUGGAGUGACUGGUCCCCCUGAUCCACAAGUCCGCUGUCCCUCUGUCAUUGAGUUUGGGAAGUAUGAGAUUCACACCUGGUACUCCUCCCCAUAUCCUCAAGAAUACUCAAGGCUGCCUAAAUUGUAUCUUUGUGAAUUCUGUCUAAAAUAUAUGAAAAGUAGAACUAUUCUCCAGCAGCACAUGAAGAAAUGUGGUUGGUUCCAUCCUCCUGCCAAUGAGAUUUACAGAAAAAAUAAUAUUUCUGUCUUUGAGGUUGAUGGGAAUGUGAGUACCAUUUAUUGUCAGAACCUGUGUCUCUUGGCAAAGUUGUUUCUUGACCACAAAACACUCUAUUAUGACGUGGAGCCAUUUCUUUUUUAUGUACUAACACAGAAUGAUGUCAAGGGCUGCCACCUUGUUGGCUACUUUUCUAAAGAAAAGCACUGCCAACAGAAGUACAACGUUUCCUGUAUAAUGAUUCUUCCCCAAUACCAGCGUAAGGGCUAUGGCAGGUUUCUCAUCGAUUUCAGUUAUUUGUUAUCAAAGCGUGAAGGCCAAGCAGGGUCUCCAGAGAAACCAUUAUCCGAUCUAGGUCGUCUUUCCUACAUGGCUUAUUGGAAAAGUGUAAUAUUGGAGUGCCUUUAUCACCAAAAUGACAAACAAAUCAGCAUUAAGAAGUUAAGCAAGUUGACUGGAAUUUGUCCUCAAGACAUUACUUCCACACUCCACCACCUACGAAUGCUAGACUUUCGUAGUGACCAAUUUGUGAUAAUUCGCCGGGAAAAACUUAUCCAGGAUCACAUGGCAAAGCUUCAGCUGAAUUUGCGACCUGUAGAUGUAGAUCCAGAAUGUUUGCGCUGGACUCCUGUCAUUGUCUCCAAUUCUGUUGUCUCUGAGGAGGAAGAAGAGGAGGCUGAGGAAGGAGAAAACGAAGAGCCGCAGUGCCAGGAAAGAGAACUAGAGACGAGUGUGGGAAAGUCUGCAUCUCGGGAGAACAAAGAACAAGAUUCUUAUUCUUCAGUAGAAAGUGAAAAGAAACCAGAAGUCACAGCACCAGCCAGUUCCGCACGUCUGAACAAACAAGUCCUUCCCCGUGAUAGUCUUCCUGCAAAUAAUCAGCCAUCCCGGAGAGGCCGCUGGGGGAGGAAGAACAGAAAAACCCAGGAACGUUUUAGUGAUAAAGAUUCUAAACUGCUCUUGGAAGAGACAACUCCUCAGGAACAAUAUGGAGAAUGUGAGGAAAAAUCAGAAACCUCCCAAGAACAAUAUACUGAAAGUGAGGAGCAGUUGGCAGCCUCUCAGGAGCAGCCAAGCCAGGAUGGGAAGCCAGACAUUCCCAAACGAAGACUAAGUGAGGGGGUUGAGCUGUGGCGAGGACAGCUGAAGAAGAGCCCCGAGGCACUGAAGUGUAGAUUACCAGAAGGCAAUGAUAGACUGCCCCGUCGCUAUAGUGAUGGUGACAGGGCUCUCCUCAGAGGCUUCAGUGAAAGUAGUGAGGAGGAAGAAGAGCCAGAAAGUCCUCGGUCCAGCUCUCCACCAAUUCUUACAAAGCCCACAUUGAAGAGAAAAAAACCAAUUCUUCACCGAAGGAGGAGAGUCCGAAAGCGCAAACACCACAACAGCAGUGUGGUCACAGAAACUAUUUCUGAGACCACGGAGGUGUUAGAUGAGCCUUUUGAAGACUCUGACUCCGAGAGGCCAAUGCCGAGAUUAGAACCUACAUUUGAGAUUGAUGAAGAGGAAGAGGAAGAGGAUGAAAGUGAACUCUUCUCCAGGGGAUACUUCCGUCAUCUCUCCUCACAAGAUGUGCUCAGGUGUCGGUCCUCUUCAAAGAGGAAAUCUAAAGAUGAAGAUGAUGAUGAAGAGUCAGAUGAUGCUGAUGAUACUCCUAUCCUAAAGCCAGUAUCACUCUUGAGAAAACGUGAUGUGAAAGAUUCUCAACUUGAGCCAGAUACAUCCACACCUAUGAAAAAGAAAAAGGGAUGGCCCAAAGGCAAAAGCCGCAAACCAAUCCACUGGAAGAAGAGACCUGGUCGCAAACCAGGAUUUAAGUUGAAUCGGGAAAUCAUACCCGUUUCUACUCAAGAAUGCAUUGUUGAGCCCAUUGUUCCCAUUCCUAAACCGGGACGUAAACCCAAACUUCAAGAGAAUGAAGAAACUGUCAAACCAAAAGAAGACUUGCCUUUAACUGAAGAAAGGAAGGAAGAGGAGGAGAUGCACGUGGAAGCAGAAGAGGUUGAAGAGGGAGAAGAAGAAGAUACAACCAGCAGUGAAGUUAGAGCAGCUUCUCCAGUGGAUAGCAACAGUCCUGAGACUGAAACGAAAGAACCCGAGAUUGAAGAGGAGGAAGAGAAGCCCCGUGUUUUAGAAGAGCAGAGGCAAUCCGAAGAGGAGCAGCAAGAACUGGAAGAACAGGAGCAAGAGGAAGAGGACGAAGUGGCUGUAGAGACAAACCAGAAUGAAGACCAUGAUGCGGACGAUGAAGAUGAUGGCCAUCUGGAAGCUACCAAGAAAAAAGAGCUAGAGGAGCAGCCCGCUAGAGAAGAUGUCAAGGAGGAGCCUGGUGGUCAGGAGUCUUUUUUAGAUACUAAUAUGCAGAGAAGUAGGGAGAAUAUAAAGGAUAAAGAUGAAGCAGACCCAGAUUCGGAAGAGGAACAGACUUCCCAUGAAACAUCCAUGGUAUCAGAGCAUAUGCCAGGGUCUGAGGAUGAUCAUGAAGAAGAUUCAAACUCUAAGGAAGAAUUAAUUGAGCUGAAAGAGGAAGAAGAGAUUCCUCAUAGUGAACUGGACCUGGAAACCGUGCAAGCAGUGCAGUCUUUGACUCAAGAGGAGAGUAACGAGCACGAGGGAGCCUACCAGGACUGUGAAGAAACUCUGGCAGCCUGUCAGACCCUGCAGAGUUACACUCAGGCUGACGAAGACCCUCAGAUGUCCAUGGUUGAAGACUGCCAUGCUUCGGAACAUAAUAGUCCAAUCUCUUCUGUUCAGUCCCAUCCCAGCCAGUCAGUCCGCUCGGUCAGUAGUCCCAACGUGCCUGCGCUCGAAAGUGGUUACACCCAGAUCAGCCCAGAACAAGGAUCCCUGUCCGCACCCUCUAUGCAGAACAUGGAGACCAGCCCCAUGAUGGAUGUGCCUUCCGUAUCAGACCACUCUCAGCAGGUGGUGGACAGUGGCUUCAGUGACCUGGGCAGCAUCGAGAGCACCACGGAAAACUAUGAGAACCCUAGCAGUUACGAUUCGACCAUGGGUGGCAGCAUCUGUGGGAAUAACUCUUCGCAGAGCAGCUGCUCCUACGGCGGCUUGGCAUCCUCCGGCAGCCUCACCCAGAACAGCUGUGUUGUCACUCAGCAAAUGGCCAGCAUGGGCAACAGCUGCAGCAUGAUGCAGCAGAACAGCGUGCAGCCCGCCGCGGCCAACUGCAACAUCAAGUCACCUCAGAGCUGUGUGGUGGAGAGGCCUCCCAGCAACCAGCAGCAGCCGCCGCCCCCGCCGCCCCAGCAGCAGCAGCAGCAACAGCCGCCGCCCCCGCCACCGCAGCAGCCGCCGCAGCCGCCACAGCCCGCACCCCCGCCGCAGCCGGCCCCGCAGCCGCCGCCGCCCCAGCAGCCCCAGCAGCCGCCACCGCCCGCCCCGCCGCCGCCGCAGCCCCCGCAGCCACAGCCCCCGCCACCGCCGCAGCAGCAGCCCCCCCUGUCCCAGUGCAGCAUGAACAACAGCUUCACUCCCGCGCCCAUGAUCAUGGAGAUUCCGGAAUCAGGAAGCACGGGGAACAUAAGCAUUUAUGAGCGGAUUCCGGGGGACUUCGGGGCUGGCAGCUACUCUCAACCGUCAGCCACCUUCAGUUUAGCCAAGUUGCAGCAGCUGACUAACACCAUUAUGGACCCUCAUGCCAUGCCUUAUAGCCAUUCUCCUGCUGUGACUUCCUAUGCAACCAGUGUUUCCUUGUCUAACACAGGGCUGGCGCAGCUGGCUCCGUCUCAUCCAUUAGCUGGGACCCCUCAAGCACAAGCCACCAUGACGCCGCCCCCGAACUUGGCCUCCACCACCAUGAACCUCACAUCACCUCUGCUACAGUGCAACAUGUCGGCCACCAACAUUGGCAUUCCUCACACACAGAGGUUGCAAGGGCAAAUGCCGGUUAAGGGGCACAUUUCCAUCCGCUCCAAAUCGGCGCCGCUGCCCUCUGCGGCUGCGCAUCAGCAGCAGCUGUACGGCCGCAGCCCACCUGCGGUUGCCAUGCAGGCCGGCCCGCGUGCGUUGGCUGUUCAGCGUGGCAUGAACAUGGGGGUUAAUUUGAUGCCAACCCCCACCUAUAAUGUCAAUUCCAUGAAUAUGAACACCUUGAAUGCCAUGAACAGCUAUCGAAUGACACAGCCCAUGAUGAACAGCAGUUACCAUAGUAACCCUGCCUACAUGAACCAGACAGCACAGUAUCCUAUGCAGAUGCAGAUGGGGAUGAUGGGGAGCCAGGCCUAUACCCAGCAGCCUAUGCAGCCAAACCCUCAUGGAAACAUGAUGUACACUGGCCCCUCCCAUCACAGCUACAUGAAUGCUGCUGGUGUGCCCAAGCAGUCACUCAAUGGACCUUACAUGAGAAGAUGAGCAAGAUGAACUUGCAAUUAAAAACUUAAAUAUAUAUAAAUAAAGGAACCUUUUAUACUGACAAACCAGAGAAAAAUGGACCUUUUUCCAGUUAAAAUAUUGCUGUAGAUUUAGAGGAAUUUUUCUUUGGUUUAUUUUAUUUUUUAGAAAACCUGGUCUUCUCUUUUUUUGGGUUCAUUUUGUUCUGGGUUUUGGUUUUCUUCACAAUCUUGAACAUUUUACAAUAGAACUCAUCUAAAAAUGGAUUUGGGGAUAGGGGAAACAUGCACAAAAAUCUUUUCAUAAUUAAAAAGAGCCUUACUUUCUUUACACACCACAUGGACAGAAUUUGUGUAAAAGUGAAUUAUCUUUAUUUUAUUUUAAGAUGUAUGUUUCCCCUCACUGUUUGCAGCUCCCAAUGUUGUCACUUUUAAAUGUUAUAUAUACAUCUCGGGGGGUUAACCAGACCCUUUCCUCCUAACCCAACCUUUCAUUUCCUACUUCAUUCCAGCAGGAGGCACUUAAUGGGAGACUCGGACGGGGACAUGGAGAACAACCCAAGCUCCUUAAACUUAUUAUUAUUGUUAAUAUUAUUAUUAUUAUUAUUAUUAAUAAAGCGAGGCAGGAAAGUGCUUCUCCUUUUAAAAUCCCCUCCACUCCCUACACACACACACACACACACACACACACACCUCUUAAAACCUUUCCCCAAGAAUGUUUCUUUAUAGAUGGACUUCAUUGAAAUGUUUGUUUUUCAUAAAUCAAGUGUAAUAUAAUUUUUUCUUUUUUUCUGUUGUUUUUGUUUGUUUGGGUUUUUUGUUUGUUUGUUUGUUUACUAUUCCCACUCAGCACUCAGAGACACAAAAAUACUGUAAGUCUCAAUUAACAGCAGAAUCUCAGAGGAAAGCUGUUUGCAAUCCUAAUCCAGCUUUGGAGGAAUAGAGAUGGUCAAUUAACAAUCAAAAAGAGGAAUUUUGCCUCUUGUUUUUUACCACCUGGUGAAUCAGCCAUAAUGCACGUACUCCGCGCAGCCUCUUGUUUUCAGUAUGUACUUUGAGAUGCUAAGGGUCUUGAUUCUUGAGCCUUCUACUCGGACUAAACUCAAACAGCAGUCCCCAGUGAUUAGCCUCUUACAUUCUUACAUAAAGUGUUGAUGGAUGACUGUACAUUUCAGUGAUUUGAAAAAUACCUGACAAACAUUUGACACUGUUUAUUUUAUGUUGGAAGAGAUGACAUAAGGGAGAUCAUGGUGUGAGUUUUAUAGCUACUUUAAUGAUACAUACCUCCAGUUUUCAUUUGUCUUGAGAUCCUGAGUUCAUUCCCUGUGAAUCAGAGUGCACCAGCCCCUCUCCUGUGAGUGGUUAAAAGAGAAGAGGGAUAAACCAACCACCAGCAUACUAGGGCAAAUCUGGACAGCAGGGUUUAGCAGGUUCCUAUGUUGCUCCCAACUCCCAUUAUCUUUUCUCUCGUGCAGCCAGUUCGCCCAUUCUCUUCCUGUUACUUGCUCCAGGGAUAGGUAAAAAAUAUAUAUAUAUCUAUAUAUAUGUUCCAUCAUUAGAAGAUGGAAACUAUUAUACCACUUGGUAUGUGCAGUCAAAUAUCCAAAAGGGGGAAGUACUGCUUAAAGAAAUACCUGUAAGCAUUAAAUUCUCUCCUUUAUUUGUACAUUUUAUAUAGAUAAAUUUUUGAAGUACUAAUUAGGCAUUAAAUUUUUUCAAAUGCACAGGUUUGUUGUUUUUUUUAAUACACUUUAAUUGACUUUCUCAAUUAAAUGUGUUAGGUAGAAAACGGCAGAAUUCCACAUCUUACCGCUAUCAAUUCUGAGCAUGUGCAAGGCUGUGUAGGACCCAGUUUCUCUGUAUAUACUAUUCCAGUUCCCAAUCAUCUAUGUAGAAAGUGCACUGUGCUGCCCUCUCCCUACAUCUUCAGCUGUGUCAUUGCUUCCUGGUUGGGGUGGGGAUGGGGGGGUCGGGAGGGAGGUAUCUUGGGUGGAGGGUGGGCCAAGGCAGAAGGAGAAGCUGUUGAAAUGAGGGCCGUGAAUUCAGUUUCUGUUGGUUUGCGGUUGUGUUUGGUUUCAUUUGUUUCUUUUAAAAAAAAAAAAAAAAUUCAAUCGGGCAGCUCCCUUUUCCACAAGCCUUUUUGUGACUGUAGAACUAUUGUAGAGAAAAUGUUCUUUUCUAUAUUAUAAAAGAAAUUAUCCAACACAAUAAUAUUGGUACCUGUCAUUUUUUCACUUCUGUUUAAAAAAAAUGUAUUUUUAGCAAGAUAACUUGGGUAAUCUUCUAAAAAAGAAAUUUAAAAACUCACUGUUAGUGACUUUGAUGCCUUUUAAAAUAAGAGCUUUUUCAUUUCAUUCCAUCUUUAAAAUUUUUUAUCUUUGUUGUAGAAUAUUAAAAACUAUUUUAAGAAAGAUAAAAAUUCUCUUUAAAGAGAUCUCUAGAGUGUGUGAAUAGAGCUCCAGAUGCCUCUAAAAGCCGCAUGUACAAAUGAAGCUAAGUCUAUUCCUGUCUGUUUAUAUUUGCUUUUCCUGUUUUGUAACCUCUUUGUACUUUGUUCAUGGUGACUUGUAAGCUACGGGGAAGGGGUGCCUAGAUGCCUUUGUAUUUCUCCAUGUCAUGCGCUCCUGGGCCAGUUGGUCUCCCUUCCUCUCCUUGUAUGUAAUAUCACUUUUUUUUCCCCUUUCUAGCAAGUACUUUCAAAAGAACUCUGUACAUUUUAACAUAAAAAAAAUAAAUUAUGUUGAGCCAUUUUGGA
This is a messenger RNA of Neogale vison (American mink), 9204 nucleotides long. RefSeq names its product lysine acetyltransferase 6A (gene KAT6A). Gene Ontology annotation, biological process: regulation of DNA-templated transcription; nucleosome assembly. Bases 406 to 6471 code for a protein of 2021 amino acids. Gene Ontology annotation, cellular component: MOZ/MORF histone acetyltransferase complex; nucleosome. NCBI's taxonomy places the organism in Eukaryota, Metazoa, Chordata, Mammalia, Carnivora, Mustelidae. The record is from RefSeq and is a predicted model, not a curated record. The transcript is spliced from 17 exons. Gene Ontology annotation, molecular function: DNA binding; histone acetyltransferase activity.